UUCCUCAAAUCCGAUUUACUUACUGCACCGAUCGGUUGCCUGCGAUAGCACUCAAAAAUGUGGAUCGUACUGUGCGCUUUUAUUGGCCUUCCGCUACUCUUGGUGGCCUAUUUCGAGCUUGGAUCACUGCGGCGAAAACAAAUGUUGAACAAGUUCCAGGGGCCAAGUAUGCUGCCCUUGGUGGGCAACGCUCAUCAGAUGGGAAAUACUCCCACAGAGAUUUUGAACCGAUUCUUUGGCUGGUGGCAUGAGUACGAGAAGGAUAACUUUCGUUACUGGAUAGGUUUCUACUCGAAUAUUAUGGUCACUAGCCCAAAGUACAUGGAGUUUAUACUUAGCAGUCAGACCUUGAUAUCCAAGUCCGACGUUUAUGAUCUCACUCAUCCCUGGCUGGGGCUGGGACUUCUGACCAGUACUGGCAGUAAAUGGCACAAGCACCGAAAGAUGAUCACGCCAGCCUUCCACUUCAACAUCCUGCAGGACUUCCACGAUGUGAUGAACGAGAACUCCAGGAAGUUCAUAGAUAAGCUAAAAAAUGUGGCAGACGGGGACAACAUCUUCGACUUCCAGGAGGAAGCUCACUAUCUGACCUUGGAUGUUAUUUGCGACACAGCCAUGGGGGUGUCCAUCAAUGCCAUGGAGAACCGAAGUUCUUCAGUUGUUCAAGCCUUUAAAGAUAUUACCUACAUGAUCAAGAUGAGAGCAUUUAAUCCUUGGAAGCGUAAUGAAUUUCUCUUUCGCUUUGCACCUGAGUAUCCAGCUUACAGAAGGACUCUUAAAACCCUCCAGGACUUUACCAAUGAGAUAAUAGCAAAGCGAAUUGAAGCUCGAAACGCGGGUGCUAAAUCAACCAGCCAGAGUGACGAGUUCUCCCGCAAGAAGAUGGCUUUUUUGGAUACUCUUCUCUCAUCCACUGUGGAUGGUCGACCUCUAACUUCCCAAGAGCUUUACGAAGAAGUAUCCACCUUUAUGUUCGAGGGCCAUGACACCACCACAUCUGGAGUUGGCUUUGCAGUCUACCUGCUCUCCAGACAUCAAGAUGAACAGAAAAAAUUAUUUCACGAACAGUGCGAGGUGAUGGGGGAUUUGGGAAUUGGUCGUGAUGCAUCCUUUCAGGAAAUCUCCCAAAUGAAGUACUUGGAUUUGUUUCUGAAAGAGGCUCAGCGACUUUAUCCGAGCGUACCUUUCAUUGGUCGCUUCACGGAGAAAGAUUACAUAAUUGAUGGCGAUCUAGUGCCGAAGGGCACCACUUUGAACUUGGGCCUUCUCAUGCUGGGAUACAACGAUCGUGUGUUCAAGGAUCCUCAUAAAUUUCGACCAGAUCGCUUUGACCUGGAGAAACCUGGACCCUUUGAAUACGUUCCUUUUAGUGCCGGUCCACGAAAUUGCAUUGGGCAGAAGUUCGCUCUGCUGGAGAUCAAGACUGUGGUGUCCAAGAUCAUUCGGAACUUCAAGGUGCUGCCUGCUCUGGAUGAGCUCGUCUCUAAGGACGGCUACAUAAGUACGACACUGGGCCUUCCUCCAGCGGAGAAGAAAAAGCGCGAUACUCACAUCCAUAAAUAUGAUCCGGUUUUAUCGGCUGCCAUGACCUUGAAGUCUGAGAAUGGCCUGCAUCUGCGCAUGACACCGAGGUUUUAAAUGUGAUACUAUGACAAAAGUUAAAAAAAGCCUACUUUUAGGCCUACAA
This is a messenger RNA of Drosophila subpulchrella, 1687 nucleotides long. RefSeq names its product probable cytochrome P450 4e1. The record is from RefSeq and is a predicted model, not a curated record. The coding region runs from base 58 to 1638 and encodes 526 amino acids. NCBI's taxonomy places the organism in Eukaryota, Metazoa, Arthropoda, Insecta, Diptera, Drosophilidae. The transcript has 6 exons. Gene Ontology annotation, molecular function: monooxygenase activity; heme binding; oxidoreductase activity, acting on paired donors, with incorporation or reduction of molecular oxygen.